ACUGCCUACAACCCCACAUCGCUCUCCGCUCUCUGCGGUGGCGCUUUCACUCAGCGCCGCUACUGAAUUGCCUGAAUCAACAAUCAGAGCAGAGAGGAGAAAGCGUUUUGUUGUUUCCAGUCGAGUUCCUCAUGCAUGGGAGAUCCCUGGCCUGUUGUUCCCUAUAAUGAUCCUUACGAUCUCCCAAUAUCCUAUGACAUCCUCGAUUUCCAGAAUGAUCAUAAUCCACUCCCUGCAGUUCCAUCCAAUGAGCAGAAUUCUUCAUCAUUCGCACAACAAAGUGAUGCAGAUUUUCAGAGUAAUGAUCCGAAUUCGGGUCAAGUGAUUCAAGAUACCGCCAUGCGUGAUUGUCCCCAUGAAGAGGGAAAAUUUGCAGCGGGUCCAUCUGAACCUCGCGUUGAAAGCCAUCCAAGUCAAGAGAAUAUGCCUUCACAUAAUUUCCCCAAUGUGAUUCCCCUUACAUUUUGGCCACCAAACCCAGUCGCUUUUCAUUGUAGUAGCUGCCAAGUUCUUAGAGAAAUAAUUCAUACUAACGGGAUUAAGUUCUCAAAAUUAGAGAUUCACGGAAGACUGGGUGUGAUCUGUCAUGCAAUUCUUCGACAGAAUAUUAAUGUGGGUUACUCCCGCGAUGAUCGGCAAAUUCACAUGAUCGAUUUUUGCGGCAGAAGUAUGGAGGAUGUCAAGAAUUUUGUGAGGCAGUACUGCGCGGAGAAAAAUGCAACGGGGUACUUCACCGUGCAAGAUCCACUGUCAGCUUAUUACGAAGCACUCUGCAUUGGAAUGGAUUGGAAUGAAGAUAUAAAUGAUGAAUUCCUUGGCAUGUGGGCUGAUAAUUCUGGGGGAGCAUCUGAUGAGGCCGAGGAUAUGGAUAAGACUAGGACUAGUCUCUCAACACAGAGGGAGAGAGCGGGGAAGAUGAAACUGAGUGAUUUCAGCGACGUGUUUCAUCUACCAAUUGAAGAAGCAGCAAGGCAAGUAAACUUGUGUCCUACAGUUGUGAAGAAAAUAUGCCGUAAAGAAGGAUUAGCCAGAUGGCCUCACAGAAAGAUAAAGAGCAUAAUGAGGAAAAUAAACAUAUUGAGAGGGAGUUUAAACUCAGCAGAGGCAGCCUCGAGGGCACAAACGGAGGCAGAAAUCGAGAGACUUCAUCGAGAAUUGAUCCACCAUUGUGGUGGAAUCCUCCCAACUUCCUUAGAUUCACUAGAUUUCAAUGCUUGA
Messenger RNA from Prosopis cineraria, 1218 nucleotides. RefSeq lists its product as uncharacterized. Bases 136 to 1218 code for a protein of 360 amino acids. The record is from RefSeq and is a predicted model, not a curated record. The transcript has 6 exons. NCBI's taxonomy places the organism in Eukaryota, Viridiplantae, Streptophyta, Magnoliopsida, Fabales, Fabaceae. Gene Ontology annotation, molecular function: DNA-binding transcription factor activity.